AUGGUCCAUCUCUUAUUGUCCGUAAAGGCCGACCUCGAGAAUGUCACCGAUCUAGUAAAAUGCACAAGCUGCAACGAAGUGCACCCGAAGAUGGUAUCCGAGGAACGCGAAGUAACAUCCGGCAAGGGCAGCGUUGCGCAUUUCGUCUGGCGAUGUGGACUCUGCAAACGAGACGGACGCCAAUGGCCAGUUCGCGCCUUUCUGACCAUUGAUUGUCGCGGCUUGGAGUUCGUCGGAUUUGAUCCCAGGGGAACGUGGCGAUGCGUAGGGGCAGAAUCCGCUACUGUCUUUGACGAAGUGGACCUGGAUGAAGGCGAGUGGGUCGAUUACGAUGAGAAGGCCGCGCUACCAGUUGGCAUCUCCAAUAUAGAGAGCAAGUGGACGAGAGCGUGA
Fomitopsis serialis is the source of this 393-nucleotide messenger RNA. RefSeq lists its product as uncharacterized. The record is from RefSeq and is a predicted model, not a curated record. The coding region runs from base 1 to 393 and encodes 130 amino acids. The transcript has 7 exons. Lineage: Eukaryota; Fungi; Basidiomycota; Agaricomycetes; Polyporales; Fomitopsidaceae. Gene Ontology annotation, molecular function: zinc ion binding.